Messenger RNA from Paramecium sonneborni, 961 nucleotides. The record is from the annotation of a GenBank genome assembly. Lineage: Eukaryota; Ciliophora; Oligohymenophorea; Peniculida; Parameciidae.
AUGAAUUUAUAAAAUAAUAGAAGAACUUAUCAUAAAAAGGAAGAGUUAAAUAAGAAAACAUCAAUGCUUUCAUGCUUUUCCAUAUUGGCAUUUUCGCUUACUGCAUUUGUUUUUAUAAUAAAGGGUAGUAUUGAUGCGUAUGAAUAAUCUAAUCUUUCUAAAACUGAAUGUCCUUAAAAUUAUACUGAUCUUAAAGGAACCCACAAACUCUUAUCUAGAAUUAAUAGAGAUAAUACUAAGAAUCCAUAAUAUACAUAAGUAAUUUAUGAUUUGAUUUUAAGGGAUUAUUAUUUGUUAAUGAGACAACACUUCUAGAAUCUUCAGGAUAAUAUGGAAAAAGCUCUAUUCAUUAUUUAAAUUUAAAUGAUGUUGAUAAUUUGAUUUUUAAUUAUGAAUUGCCAUCAAAUUAAUUUGGGGAAGGAUGUGACAUAAUAAAUAAUAAGGUUUAUCAAUUGACUUGGUUAGAAAGAAAAAUGUAAUAAUGAAUAAAUUAUAUAUAAGUAAUGUAUUUAAUGCAGAUGAUUUAAGUUUUAUAACUGAUAUGAAAUUAGAUGAUAAAGUAGCAGCUGGAUGGGGAUUAACUCAUAGAGUUUUUAAUGGUGAAAUAUAAGUAUUGAUAACUGAUGGUUCUAAUUAAGUUCAUAUAGCAGAUGAAAAUUUUAUAGUUUAAUAAUCUAUAUCUAUAUUUGAUGAUAAAAAAAAACCAGUUACAAAUUUAAAUGAAUUGGAAUAUGUAAAUGGAACUUUAUUUGCUAAUAUCUAUUUAACAUCAAAAAUAGUUGCAAUUGAUUUAGAAAAUUAGAGAAUCAUAGCUACAUUUGAUUUCAAAGAUUUGGUUAAGGAUGCUAAUAGAAAAAAAAGAGAUGAAUGUUUAAAUGGAAUUGCAUACAAUUAAUAUUCAGAUUCAUUUUGGGUUACAGGAAAGAAUUGGGGAUUUAUUUAAGAAGUUAAAUUGUUUUGA